AUGGUCUCUCACAUUGGUCGUGUUAUGUUUCGAUUCAUUGAAACUGAUUUCAAUAAUGAGGGCUCAUCUAACCUUGAUUAUGUGCGGAUCAGGAUACUCGCUUCUACUGCAACUCCUCUGCGUUUUCAACGUCAAUUUCAGUUUGGUAGUCAAACUGUUACUCUCCGGUUUCGAUAUGAAAAGCUACGAGGUUUCUGUAACCAGUGUGGACUAAUGACCCACAGCACUUCAGAGUGUCCAACAGAGGAAGAUAACAACCCACAUCAUGGUCCUGAAGAUGAUGAUGACGAUGCAGAUGAUGAUGAUCCUCCUCCAGGGUUCCCCGAGAAGGAUCACAACGAACCGACGUUUCCACAUGUGCAAGAGACGCAACACAAUCAUGACACCGGUUCAGCAUCUGCAUCAAAAAAAAAGGAAAACAGAGGAACCUUCCUCUGCUACUGCAACGCGAGUUUCAUGUAA
Brassica oleracea var. oleracea is the source of this 462-nucleotide messenger RNA. RefSeq lists its product as uncharacterized. The record is from RefSeq and is a predicted model, not a curated record. The transcript has a single exon. Lineage: Eukaryota; Viridiplantae; Streptophyta; Magnoliopsida; Brassicales; Brassicaceae. The coding region runs from base 1 to 462 and encodes 153 amino acids.